GCCCCGAAAAGGGACCAAAACAAUACGCAUCACAAAGACUACAGCAAUUUUAGUGAACCGUACAGUGCGGGAAAACGGCCGCAGCUCAGUGUCGCAAUCUCCAGUUGCUUUGCGAAUAUAUACUACAGUGAUCGAUUGAGAGAUGGUUUCGCCAGUGACAGUGGUGAAGAGCGAAGGCCCUAAACUGGUGCCCUUCUUCAAGUCUACCUGUGUCUACUUCGUCCUGUGGCUACCAACCUCAAGCCCUUCUUGGUUCAGCGCCCUCAUCAAGUGUCUACCCAUCUUCUGCCUGUGGCUCUUCAUGCUGGCCCACGGCUUCAGCUUCUUAGGUGCCCACUCCAGUGCUCGCAAGAUCCUGGCCGGUCUCAUCUUCUCUAGCCUGGGAGAUGCCUUUCUCAUCUGGCAGGAGGAUGGCUACUUUAGCCACGGUUUGCUGAUGUUUGCCAUCUCCCACAUCCUCUACUCCUCGGCCUUCGGUAUGAAGCCCCUGAACCCGCUUGCCGGCCUGGUGAUCGGCGCCAUUUCGGCCGUGAGCUACGCCCUGCUCUACCCCUACCUCUCAGGCCCCUUCACCUACCUGGUGGGGGUCUAUAUCGCCCUGAUCGGCUUCAUGGGCUGGCGGGCCGUGGCCGGCCUCCAGUUGGCCAAUGACCUGUGGACCUGGACCAAGAUGUCGGCAUGUCUGGGCGCUGUACUCUUCAUGGUCUCCGACCUCACUAUUGCCGUUAACAAGUUCUGCUUCCCUGUGCCGCACUCACGCGCCGUUAUCAUGGCCACCUACUACGCCGCGCAGAUGCUGAUCGCGCUCUCCGCCGUCGAGUGCCAGGAUGUGGAGACUGCAAGGAAGAUGGCAUGAAGAGGAGAGAGCGAGGUCGCGUCACGUGAUCAAGAAGAUGUGAUAGGGGCAGCCAAUCCCCCUUGUUUUUGUCAUGGACAUAUUCCAGAGACAGUUACCCACAAACCCCCUACUUUGGUUGUAGCGUGGCAUUCGCACACCCUUGUUACCAUGGAAACUAGUGUACUACCACCAGCCUGCCCCAUGGCUAGUGGGACAGUCAAAUACCCUAGUUACCAUGGAGACAAGUGCACUACUUUUAACCCUCAACUACUGCCGUACAGUUCUCGUAGAUACGUCCUAGUUACUAGAGAGUAGUGCACGACAACUCCCCCACCUCACUGCCUAGGAUGUUGGUACAGAUAACCAUACAGAUCACCAUGUCAAGGUUUGUGUGUGGGUGUGGGUGCGUGUGCGUGCGUAUUAGGUUAGAGGAUUCAUACUAUAUAACCUACAGAUGAGUGUGAAUUCUCAUGGCCUGCUACAAUAAUAGCACAUCUUCCUUCUGCCCCCCAGUCAUUGGCUGCCCUCUCCACCCCAUUUACAGUAUAAUGUGGUCCAAUAUUGCAAAUUCAAAUGGAUGUAUUUCCUGUGGCAUAUUGUCUUUGCAUUUUAUCACCAUUAUUUAAUUUAUCUCUGAAAAGGGAGUGUUUAUAGUGAAUAAGUUUGCACAUCUCGACUUUCAACGGGAGGUUGUGUCCCGUAACUACUGUCUGUUCUCAUGUAUUUAGGUGCUGUUCUCAAAGUCUGGAGCACAUCCACCCUCCUUUUUUACUGAUUUUAGUCUUUUCACUUUCACUUAAGACAAACUGCCUUUUGUACUUCUGCUCGCCACACUCCUAUUAGAAUACAACCUCUCUCCUGUGUCUAUGAGCCUAUGAAAAUUGCUGUGAAUGUCUACGCACACACACAGAGAGAGAGAGAGAAUUCGUGGACUUUUACCUAGCUAGCUGUUGCUAAAUCAUUUGUCCUGGAAUAUGAACAUUGGGUUGCUAUUGUAACUGAAAUCCAUAUGGUCCUUCUAUCUGCUGGAUCUUUGUAGAAUUUUGUACCCAUUUUGAGUCCCACAAAAUCGUGUGUUCUCUACUCCGACAAUGAAUCGAAAGGUAAAAGGGAAAACCUAGUAUGUUUUCUUUGAUUCAUCUCUCCUCAUUCAUUCCUCUUUGGAUUUUAUAUGACUGUUGGCAACCGGCAUUAAGGCUCAUGACCUCCAUCAACUAGGCCGGAGUGUGGACCUGCUUCAUCUUUCAAUCACUCACGUGGGUUUGUAUGAUCCUAAAAACCAAGGCGGAGAUGGGAGAGGCAUGACUUGCCGCGCCAAAUAGAACCAAGUUCUAUUUUAGUGCCUGGCUAUGCAGAUGACGUGCGUGAGCAGUUUCGAUGACAUUAUUGAAUAACAUGUAUGUCUACAUUAAUUUUUUUCAACACUCGCGCACGCAAUGUGGCCGGUUUGGUCAGCAUGUGAGAGAUCAUUUGAGAGCGCCUGCUCUAGUAUUUUACCACAGUCAUACUGAUCACUCAAAAGGCUGGUCCCUAAGGGGAACAUUUUUCUUAGGUGUGUGUGUGUGUGUGUACCCUCUGUACCUGAGGCAUCUCACAGGGUUCCUCCUUUACUGUUUAUGUUACCCUGAACACGCACAAACACAUACCACAUAUACACGCUUCCUUCAGGUCACACUUCAUUACCCCCAGCUCCUGCUGGUUUGGUUAUUAGAAGAAGGCUGGUGGUGCCCUUAUUGCUGGAACAUUUUCAGCUACCAACUGUGUGCCUAUGGCCAUAUAAAGUGUUACGAAAAGGACAUGUUGGCUGAAGCCAGUCCUUGUUUUGUCUGCAGUGUUUGGGCCUUCAGAGAAGAACACAGCCCUAGGACACCCUGGUCCCUUAGGGUCCAAACACAGCCAAAAAAGAGAGAGAAGACUGGCCAAUGGUUUCAUUAGCACAAGGGAACAAUUAUACCACUCAAUCCCGAUUGGUUAUAUCCCCCUAGAUAGAUAUGCAGCUAUGACACUUAUCUGUGAUAGUAUUUUUCUCUGUUGCACCAGCUAUAGGGCCAUCUUUGCUGAGUUAUUGUGCUGUCUGUUUGAAGCAUAUUGACUGAAAAAAUGUCUGUGUGUAUUUAAGAAAUUUUAGAAAACAGAUACAUUGUUAUACUUGUUGCAUGUUAUUUUAGUGUGUUUGUGUGUACUGUAUGUGUGUGCGUGUAGGUGUGUGUCGAGCUCCCUCUAGGGCCGUGGCAGAAUUGCUGUGAACUAUCAUUUUGCUUGAACAUUGGCUGAAUGUACAUCAUACCGGCGUAUUCCUAUUUCGUGAUAUUUUCUCAAAAUCCUUUGGCAUUUUCUCUUCAGUCCCCCAUCUUCCUAUUAAUGGAUAUUGUCCAUAGUAUUUUCACCUGCUAUUACCUUUUCCCUUGCUGUCUCUUUCCUUUCUAUGACACCAUAAUCAGGGAUGACUGAUUAAUGCCAGGCCAUUUUUAUGUAACGUUUUCCCAACUAGCACAUAAUGUUCUGAGAACAUUCUUAGACCUUGGUGAGAAUUGGUGAUUAUCCUAUGUUUAUUUUGCAUUCAACUUUUCCACAACUUUCUGGGAAUGGUGCAGGAUAAUUUGGAACAUUCUCAGCACCUUUAAGGAACUUGACAAGAAAAUGAUAUUUUCUUGGUACUUCAUUACUUCAUCCUAAAAGUUCAAACAUGGUUACAUUUCAUUUCAAUUUUGGUCAUGUUCUAGGAAUGUUCUCCAACUGGUUUGGCAUUGGGAAUGUUCAAAAUUGUUCAACUUCGUUAAGAAACAACGUUCUUCGUUGGGAAUUUCAGUACUUCAGGCAUAACUUUUUACUACAGGUUUCCUCCUGGUUCCAUUUAAAGUCACGUUCUCAAAUUGUUCCGAGAACGUUAAAAAAACUUUUCAUAGAAACCACAAAACUUUUGUAAUGUUCAGAGAACGUUCUAGGAAUAUUAUUUAAUAACAUUACAUUCCAUUCUCAGCAUCACCAAAAUUAUCUCUAUCCUCAAUCUUGUUAAGUGUGUUCAGGUGUGUUGCCUGCACCCACUAAUUGGCCCCACCUGGUCUUAAUGAGCGUUCGUUUCAAUUGAAAUGGGGUCUGUUUGAAUAAACUCAAAUUAACAGAUUUGUAAGCGUAGAAAAUAUGGCAUGCUAGCUCCAUUCUGGUGGUGUGGUGGACUAAUUCCAUGGAUAGAUUAUAGGUUAGAAUCUCACUGAUGCCUUGUCACAAUGAAAAAGAAAUGUGUUUGCAUGAUUAAUGCGUAAGGAAAUGUAUUUCCAUGUGUCCUAUCUGUGCAAGUAACCCACUUGUCAACUAUCGCAAAAUCAACAAAACAAUUCACAAUGUCAUUGGAUUUAGGUUAAAAGUUUGGUGGGGAAAAAAACGAAAUUCCCUUCUGUUGACUUUUUGAAAAUCCAAUUGGUUUCCCACGUUGAUUCAACAUCAUCACAUGGAAACAUCAUUGAUUCAACAAGUUUCUGCCCAGUAGGAAAAGUCACAUCCAGUGAACGUUUUAAGGAAGUUAUUAAAAACCUUGAAAUAACCUAUAAUUUCCAUUACAUUACAUUACAUUUAAGUCAUUUAGCAGACGCUCUUAUCCAGAGCGACUUACAAAUUGGUGCAUUCACCUUAUGACAUCCAGUGGAACAGAGAAGAGUGCGUUUAACCGCCGAAACCGUACAGGGUGCGUCCCUGGCCAUUCUCAGAGCGUUAAAGAAACCUCCCAGGAAUACUUUCAAGGAACCAGAGUAAAACAUUCUCAGAACCUCCUGAAACCCCAAAAUAAACCUUCACUUCACUUCUGUUCUCGUAACGUUUACCGGUCAGGAAACGUAUGACUUAAUUCCCACAACCAAUGUGAAACCAAAAACAUACUUUACCACAACUUCCAAGGAACCAAAUGUACUAGCUGGGGUCUCUUCUCAAACAUAAACAUUGUGUGGUUAUUAAAGGCACGUUGUAUAGCUUAUGAGUGUGUAGUCACUAUUUCUUUUAUACCGACUUUUUUCAGCCCUGCAUCCCGCUAAAGGAUGUUCUUUUGAUUACACUUUUCUAUAGAGAGUGGUUGUUGUAUAGCGCCCACAGAGUCUAAUGUAGCAUGAAGAAGGAUGCUAAGAAUUGAUGUGUUCUAUUGGUAUUGAAGACAUCUAUCUGUUGGCUAUUGUUGUUUAUUGAUAUCUAUUCAGCUACAGUAUAAGAAACUAACUGACAGUUUACUGGAAUAAGUAGAGGAACUACUUAAAGAUGCAUACAAACAGUAUAUUGUAACAUAUAUUUAUUUGACCUUUAAUAGUUUUAAAUAUUGUGUAUAGGGAGUAUUUGAAUACUUGUGGAUACACAGAUAGAGUAUCCAAAUAUAUCGUACUGUUCUGUCCCACUGGGCACCAACUGGUUGAAUCAACGUUGUUUCUACAACAUUUCCACAAAGAAAUGCAAUGUUUUUCCUUUUGAUUAUGUUGAAUCAAUGUAGAAGAUUAAUUGGAUUUGCAAAAACUCAUCAACGUACAGGAAUUUUGGAUUUUUUUUGUCAACCAACUUUUAACCUAAAUAAAAUAACAGUCUAAGCUGCAGAAGGGAUUACUGAUAGAUCAAGAUUCUAAAUGAGGGGAAGCAUGAGCUCCCCUUAAUGCAACAAAAGUCCAACUUUAAUUAAACCAUUCUCCUAUUUGUUUAAAAUGCAAUUUUGUACUGUUACAGUUGAACAUUUUUAAAUAAAAGCUUAAACGAACGAUCUCUGUCAUUGUUUAAACCAGUGACAGUUCAGGUUCUUUCAACCGCAUUCAUACUACUCGGCCUGUCUGCUGCUCUCUCUGUCUGUCUUGAGCUUUCGCUAGCAAACUUGCAACAUUGUAUCGACUGGGUCCAGCCAGCUAUCAAACUUGCAACAUUGUUUCAACUGAGCCCUCAGUUUCCCACGGCAAUGACAGGCAGGUCACCCAUGUUACAAGUCAGUAUUCGAUGUCCAUCCAUGUCUGAGGACGUUGGUUGGUGACAUAAAAACUGGCCACUAACUAGGGACAACAGUGAGUGCUGUUACCUUCAAGUAGGUGUUGUGGACAGGGAUGGUGGAUGGGCACAAGCAUCUGCCUCUGGUUUCAUGUUCAAAUCCAGUGAUAUAAAGUAUUUUUUUAAAUUUUUGUUUUAAGCCUAUCCCAAUCCUUAACCCUUACCUUAACCAUUUGGAGUUCAUGCCUAAACUUAACCUAGGCAUGAUAGAGAAGUAACCAAACAUUUAGAAAUUUGACCCUUGGAACAACUUCAAAAUUUGAAGUUUGAGAAACACGGAUGAACGUCUAACUCUGACGUGUCACUGUGUUAGCGUGUUAGUUUUUACGUCCCUUAUUUCAGCCACUUUUGUUCCAAAAGGUCCAUUUGCCAUCAAGAUGUAUCAAUUAAUUCAGGCUAUAAGAGUGUAGGCCUAAUGACAACAUCAUGACUGGUUAUGUUUAUGCCACAUUAAAAGGUAGUACAUGUUUCCUGUUAAAAUAGGCAUACAUUUCUUUACUAUUAGGCCCAUAUUAGUUUUUUAAAACAUUUUUAAAUAGGAGGUCCCGUGAAAUGUUGUGUUAUAAUUCGCACUCUGAUCCGGAUCCAUGUCAGAUUAUGUAACUCUGGAUUUUGGGAGUAUUUUUGUUGGAUUUAUUUGAGUGGCAAAUGUAUGAUAGCAGCAAGGCAAACUAUAAACAAACCUAGGUCUGCAUCCUAAAUGGCACCCUGUUCCCUAUUUAGUGCACUACUUUUGCCCAUUGGAUUCUGGUCAAAAAUAGUGCACUAUAUAGGGGAUAGGGUACCAUUUGCCAUUUGGGACACAACCUGGGUCAACGAAUCAUGGGUAUUGAUGCCAAUUAAGAUGAUUUCGCAGUUUGGGUUGGUAGGUAUCUAAAAGGAUAACCCGUAUGUAUCUCCUUGGAUCUCUAUCAUGUAACUAGUAACCAAAGAGCUGUGGAACCACAUAAUUGGAGUUCUAAGUCUAUGUGUAGAAAAUUCUCUAGAGUUCUAGACAUCUGGAAAACCUCUCUUUGUACAGUCAGCCCUUUGUUGUAGUGCACUACACAGGAUGCGUCUGGAAAUGUAUUGCACCAUAUAGGGAAUAGGAUGCCAUUUCAGAUGCAGCCAUGGUGGCCCCACACAAUAAGUAUUCUAUGGGAUUUCCACUUCAAAACAAUCAUGAGAUGAGGGACAACGAGCAGGAUAUUCGAAUAAAAACAUUUGGCAGCCACACAAUGUAAAUGACACCAUCAUUUCUCAAAGUUUGUACCGAUAAAUAGCCUACAGAUAGAUAGCCUAUUGCAUAUCAUUUGAGAAUAUGCAUGAAGUCUAUUGAAUAUGCAUUAUCUCAAGAACAUUUCAUAUUUUUAAUUCCCUCAAACACCAAGUAAGGCAUACCUAAUUUCACAAUAGGCCAUGGCAUCAUCACUGUCAAUCGUGAACAAUCAUUCUUAAUGUUUUACCAGUGAAAUGUCCCAAAUGCGUCUGCAUGCCAAUCAUUUGAUCUCAAACAUUCGUGAGCAAAUGAGAGCAGAUGGUGUUAAAAUACGGAAUGAGGUGGUGUUUUUUAUGUAACGUUAUACUAUGCUAAUUUGGUAAUCUUAUGUAGAAUACUAAUGAAUCAUUAUGUGAUCUUCCAAGACAUUGAUUCAGUGGAGGAGCGAUCCAUCCCUGCAGUCCGCAGCACCGAAUGAGCAAUUAAAGCGCACCUAUCCUACUCUGUUGCCUCAUGAUAAAUUUAGUGAUGCAGAAAUGAGAGACAGCAUGUGUGGCUCUUUUAUGAAAAUCUGGGAAUAUUUGGCCAAGGACAUAUCUGGUUGGUCUCAGGGAAUGCAAAACAGGAUUGAGUGAAGUAGCAGCAAAUAUGUGGCCGACCAGCUCGAAUUCGGUCUUAUGUAGCAAAAUUUGACUUGUGUUUUUUACAUUGGAUAAAAGUAGAGACUCAGAGCUAGAAAAUGCUAUAUCAAACACUACAGUUUAGGAACAAUGGGAAAGUAAUUCUGCUUUGAAAGUUGAUAAACUUAUAAUGUCACUUUUGAGUAAAUGGCCCUUGAAUGUUUUGGUACACCUACUGGAGAGCUCUUCUUUGUCUACCCCCAUUCAGCAUCAUUCACAUCCUCUUAAGCCUUAGCCUCACCCAUCUCUUUAAGGAUUCACAUGAUGCCAUGUACUAAACAACCAAAGAUUUCAAGACUAAAGGCUGGUUUAUACUACGUCUAUUGACAGUUCUCGCAGUGACAUCAUGAACAUUAUAUUGUUGUCCGACAUCAAACUUGUCGUUGUCGUUAUGAAAUAGUAUAAACACAAAAACUAGAGCCAACAGAAAACAGGUUACGGUUGUGAGUGUGAUGAAAUAAAAGCAGGGCAUUCUACCGGAUAAUUUUUAAACUUGGAGACCGUCUUGUUGGCCUAACGUUAUAUCCUAAUUUGACUUUGGUGCAGGUCAUGUUCUUCACAUUACCGUCUCUAGUAAACGCACAUUAUAUAUCAAAUAAAAGUGUAUUUGUCACAUGCACAGGAUACAGAAGGUGUAGUGAAAUGGUUACUUGCAUAGUGAAGUCUUUUGUUUAGACAUGUAGCUAGCUAGCUAAACAAUGAACCAUAAUCCCACCUCAUAACAUCACUACCCUGCAUGAAUCUGCAGGUAGCUAACCAACCAGGUUCAAUGUUAGCUAGCUAGUUAACAUUAGACUAUAACUAGCCAUGCAAAUGGCUCUGAGAUACGAAUAAUAUUACUACACAGAUCACACAUGUAACGUUAGCUAGCUAACAGUACGCUUUAACUUGAAAUUACUUUCUUACUAUUUGAAAUGUAUAAUAUCUGAACAUGUAGCUAGCUAGACUAUCCUACCUGUAUACAUGGAUGGACGCAACUCCAUUUCUGUCAGCCUUCUGUGUGUUCUUUUUUCAACUGCCUCUACAUAUUUGGAAUAAAAGCCAGAAUUUUCUCGAUCUCUUUAGCUAUCAUACUCUAAUUCCACCAGGCAUUGCACUGAUUUCAAAACUCGGUCCUCUAGAAAGUGGAGAGAAACACUUAUACAGUUCUACUACGUGAUAUUUUUCAAAAAAGCAGCGUUAGAAAGGAUUACCUACACAUACUGACCAGCUCAUGUUAUCUUCUUGACGCUACCCAUCCCUUAAGCAGGAUAAUUGUCAUCAGCAACUGCUAAAUAGCAUAGUGCCUCAGUCAAAUAAUAUUACUAAAAAUAUUCAUAUUCAUGAAAUCACAAGUGCAAUAUUGCAAAACACAGCUUAGCCUUUUGUUAAUCCACCUGUCGUCUCAGAUUUUGAAAUUAUGCUUUACAGCGAAAGCAAUCCAAGCGUUUGUGUAAGUUUAUCGAUCGCACAACAAAACAUUAAGUACACUUAGCAUCAGGUAGCUCGGUCACGAAAAUCAGAAAAGCAAUCAAAUGAAUCGUUUACCUUUGAUGAUCUUUGGAUGUUUUCACACACGAGACUCCCAGUUACACAACAAAUGUUCCUUUUGUUCCAUAAAGAUGAUUUUUAUAUCCAAAAUACCUCCGUUUGUUUGGCGCAUUAUGUUGAGAAAUCCACAGGAAAGAGCGGUCACGACAACGCAGACGAAAAUUCCAAAUAGUUUCCAUAAUGUCCACAGAAACAUGUCAAACGUUUUUUAUAAUCAUACCUCAGGUUGUUUUUAAAAUAUAUAAUCAAUAAUAUAUCAACCGCAAAUGUCUUUCACAGUAGGAGAGGGAAAAACAAUAGAUGUCCAAAUUCUGUUGCGCGAGCAAAACUCAUGUGACCACUUGACGCGAUGUUAUCGUUCUGGCUCAUUUUUCCAAAUAAAAGCCUGAAACUGUCUGAAGACUGUUUACACCUUGAGGAAGCAAUAGGAAAAUGAAUCUGGUUGAUAUCCCUUUAAAUGGAGCAAUGGGAGUUUUCAAAAUAGCAGCCACUUCCUGGUUAGAUUUUUCUCAGGGUUUCGCCUGCAAUAUCAGUUAUGUUAUACUCACAGACAAUAUUUUGACCGUUUUGGAAACUUUAGAGUGCAUCUGGGACAGAGUAGGUGGCAGUUCAGUCUGGGCACGCUAUUCAUCCAAAAGUGAAAAUGCUGCCCCCUAUCCCAAAAAGGUUAAGUUAAUUUUAGACAUCUCAGAAUUCAAAAAGUCAAACAGACUGCUUAUCUCGCCAACUUGACACAAAGUAGCCCAAGAAACGUUCCUGAAUAAAGCCCUGAUCAUCCACAUACCUGACGAUAACUGACAACUGCAACAGACCGGUGCCACCAUAGGUCCCAGAGCGGUGGGGCAAUUUUUACCCCGUGGAGCCUGGUGUUUUUCCUUAUCUGUUAACCUAACCAGGAAAACUCUGGACCCUAUAAUGUAUGACAGCCAUUAAUCACUUGUAAAAUGGUUUUAUAUGGGCUAUGAUGGGACCAGUUGUCCUAAUUAGGUCACACGGGUUUUUUUUAAACUCCUGAAAAAAACUCCAGGCCCUAGGGGGGGUGAAAACCCUGUCAAACUGCAGCAACCUUAUAAUUGUUCAUAUUAAUUAUAUUUAGACUAGAUUCAGAGGGGGAUUUCCUCUACCCAGACACAGAGACAACUGAACUCACAGGGCUGAGCUUGCUUCAUGCAUGUUUGCUUUAUGUAUGUGUAGGCCUAAUAAACAUUAUCUCACAUUUGUCAUCACUAUUAUGUUGAUUGAUUUAAUUCCAGUUAAUCAUUUUGAACUGAAUAUGUAGCCAGCCCAAGUUUGAAUAUAAACCAAAUUUGAUCACAUUCACAUUUUCUCCUGACAAAACGUUACCAAUUUGUUUACCCUGACCAGAUGGGCAGCUGCUAUUAUUAGGUGCCUACAGUUGAUCAGACUGAAACAUCGUCUCGUUUCAUCCGAUACAGCAUGUCCAAUCUCUAAUGUUUAGGUGUAACCUAGGCUGCUGCAACAUUUAUGUAAUGAGUUUUUGCUUGUGUCAGUCCGGAGUGAUUGUGUUAUUGAUGACCUUUGCUAAAUAAAUACAGAAGGAAAGUGGAAAGCCUACUUCAGCGAGCGCAAAAAAAUGCUCUGCGUCAACCUCUCUCUUUAAAUCUCACUUUUAAUGGAUGAUCUGAAGGAAGCCAUCAAAACAUUCUGAAUUGAUUUCAACAUGCCAGAAAAGACAGUCGAAAGUUCCAUAUGUUAAGCAAGUAAAGCAUCGCAACGCGCAAUUAGCGGAACUUCCUCUCUCUUCGUGUUCUCUAAAAGACAAUUCGUGCAUGCCCAAAAAUGUGGUGGUGUCGAUAAGCUGCUUCAUAACAUCCCUUUUUCGUUUUACUUUCUCGUUGUUACACAGUUUGAAUACACAGACCUUCAUCCAUUACAUGAUCGAUGCGUUUUUUUCCCAGAUGCUUGAAUCUGAUUUAAAAUAAAUAUUAUUUCACCUUUAUUUAUCCAGAUAGGCCAGUUGAGAACAAGUUCUCAUUCUCAACUGCGACCUGGCCAAGAUAAAGCAAAGCACUGCGACACAAACAACAACACAGAGUUACACAUGGAAUAAACAAACGUACAGUUAAUAACACAAAAAAAAAUUGAUAUACAGUGUGUGCAAAUGGCGUGAGGAGGUAAGGCAAUAAAUAGGCCAUAAUAGCGAAGUAAUUACAAUUUAUCAAAUUAACACGGGAGUGAUAGAUGUGCAGAUAAUGAUGUGCAAGUAGAAAUACUGGAGUGCAAAAGAGCAAAAAGUAAAUAAAAGCAAUAUGGGGAUGAGGUAGGUAGAUUGGAUGGACUAUUUACAGAUGGGCUGGGUACAGCUGCAGCGAUCGGUUAGCUUCUCAGAUAGCUGAUGUUUAAAGUUAGUGAGGGAGAUAUAAGUCUCCAACUUCAGCAAUUUUUGCAAUUCGUUCAUGUCAUUGGCAGCAGAGAACUGGAAGGAAAGGUGUCCAAAGGAGGUAUUGGCUUUAGGGAUGACCAGUGAGAUAUACCUGCUGGAGCACGUGCCACAGGUGGGUGUUUUUAUCGUGACCAGUGAGCUUAGAUAAGGCAGAGCUUUACCUAGCAAAGACUUAUAGAUGACCUGGGGUCAGUGGGUCUGGCGACGAAUAAGUAGCGAGGGCCAGCUGACGAGAGCAUACAGGUCGCAGUGGUGGGUGGUGUAUGUGGCUUUGGUGACAAAACGGAUGGCACUGUGAUAGACUGCAUUCAGAUUGCUGAGUAGAGUGUUGGAGGCUAUUUUGUAAAUUACAUCGCUGAAGUCGAGGAUCGGUAGGAUAGUCAGUUUUACGAGGGUAUGUUUGGCGCCGUGGGUUGAGGAGUUUUUGUUGUGAAAUAGGAAGCCGAUUCUAGAUUUCAUUUUGUAUUGGAGAUGCUUAAUGUGAGUCUGGAAGGAGAGUUUACAGUCUAGCCAGACACCUAGGUAUUUGUAGUUGUCCACAUAUUCUAAGUCAGAACCGUCCAGAAUAGUGAUGCUAGUCGGGCAGGCGGGUGCGGGCAGCGAUCGGUUGAAAAGCAUGCAUUUAGUUUUACUAGCGUUUAAGAGCAAUUGGAGGCCACGGAAGGAGUGUUGUAUGGCAUUCAAGUUCGUUUGGAGGUUUGUUAACACAGUGUCCAAAGAAGGGCCAGAUGUUUACAGAAUGGUGUCGUCUGCAUAGAGGUGGAUCAGGGAAUCACCCGCAGCUAGAGCGACCUCGUUGAUAUAUACAGAGAAAAGAGUCAGCCCGAGAAUUGAACCCUGUGGUACCCCCAUAGAGACUGCCAGAGGUCCGGACAACAGGCCCUCCAAUUUGACACACUGAACUCUAUCUGAGAAGUAGUUGGUGAACCAGGCGAGGCAGUCAUUUGAGAAACCAAGGCUGUUGAGUCUGCCGAUAAGAAUACGGUGAUUGACAGAGUCGAAAGCCUUGGCCAGAUCGAUGAAGACGGCUGCACAGUACUGUCUUUUAUCGAUGGCGGUUAUGAUAUCGUUUAAUACGUUGAGCGUGGCUGAGGUGCACCUGUGACCAGCUUGGAGACCGGAUUGCACAGCGGAGAAGGUACAGUGGGAUUCGAAAGGGUUAGUGAUGUGUUUAUUAACUUGGCUUUCAAAGACUUUAGAAAUGCAGAGCAGGAUGGAUAUAGGUCUUUAACAGUUUUGGUCUAGAGUUUGAAAAGGGGGAUGACUGCGGCAGCUUUCCGAUCUUUAGGGAUCUCGGACGAUACAAAAGAGAGGUUGAACAGACUGGUAAUAGGGGUUGCAACAAUGGCGGCAAAUAAUUUUAGAAAGAGAGGACCCAGCUGAUUUGUACGGGUCCAGGUUUUGCAGCUCUUUCAGAACAUCUGCUAUCUGGAUUUGGGUGAAGGAGAAGCUGGGGAGGCUUGGGCAAGUAGCUAUGGGGGGUGCAGAGCUGUUGGGCGGGGUUGGGGUAGCCAGUAGGAAGUCAUGGCCAGCUGUAGAGAAAUGCUUAUUGAAAUUCUCGAUUAUCGUGGAUUUAUCGGUGGUGACAGUGUUUCCUAUCCUCAGUGCAUUGGGCAGCUGGAAGGAGGUGCUCUUAUUCUCCAUGGACUUUACAGUGUCCCAAAACGUUUUGGAGUUAGCUACAGGAUGCAAAUUUCGGUUUGAUAAAGCUAGCCUUUGCUUUCCUGACUGACUGCGUGUAUUGGUUCCUGACUUCCCUGAAAAGUUGCAUAUCGCGGGGACUAUUCGAUGCUAGUGCAGUCUGCCACAGGAUGUUUUUGUGCUGGUCGAGGGCAAUCAGGUCUAGAGUGAACCAUGGGCAAAAUCUGUUCUUAGUUCUAAAUUUUUUGAAAGGGACGUGCUUAUUUAAGAUGGUGAGGAAAUUACUUUUAAAGAAUGACCAGGCAUGCUCUACCGACAGGAUGAGUUCAAUAUCCUUCCAGGAUACCCGGGCCAGGUCGAUUAGAAAGGCCUGCUCGCAGAAGUGUUUUAGGGAGCGUUUGACAAUGAUGAGGGGUGGCCGUUUGAACGCGGAUCCAUAGUGGAUGCAGGCAAUGAGGCAGUGAUCGCUGAGAUCCUGAUUGAAAACAGCAGAGUUGAAUUUGGAGGACAAGUUGGUCAGGAUAAAAUCUAUGAGGAUGCCCAUGUUUACGGAUUUAGGGCUGUACCUGGUGGGUUCCUUGAUCAUUUGUGUGAGAUUGAGGGCAUCUAGCUUAGAUUGUAGGACUGCCGGGGUGUUAAGCAUAUCCCAGUUUAGGUCACCUAACAGAAGGAACUCUGAAGAUAGAUGGGGGGCAAUCAAUUCACAUAUGGUGUCCAGGGCACAGCUGGGAGCUGAGGGGUGUCUAUAACAGGCGGCAACAGUGAGAGACUUAUUUCUGGAGAGAUUCAUUUUUUAAAUUAGAAGUUCUAACUGUUUGGGCAUGACCUGGAAAGUAUGACAGAACUUUGCAGGCUAUCUCUGCAGUAGAUUGCAACUCCUCCCCCUUUGGCAGUUCUAUCUUGACGGAAAAUGUGGAAGUUUGGGAUGGAUAUCUCCAAAUUUUUGGUGGCCUUCCUAAGCCAGAAUUCAGACACGGCUAGGACAUCAGGGUUGGCGGAGUGUGCUAAAGCAGUGAGUAAAAAACUUAGCGAGGAGGCCUCUGAUGUUAACAUGCAUGAAACCAAGGCUUUUACGGUUACAGAAGUGAACAAAUAAGAGCGCACAGGUCCUGGGUUAACCUCCACAUCACCCGAGGAACAGAGGAGGAGUAGGAUGAGGGUACGGCUAAAGGCUAUCAAAACUGGUCGUCGAAUGCGUUGGGGACAGAGAAUAAGAGGAGAAGAUUUCUGGGCGUGGUAGGAUAGCUUCAGGGCAUAGUGUACAGACAGGGGUAUGGUAGGGUGUGGGUACAGUGGAGGAAAACCUAGGCAUUGAGUGACGAUAAGAGAGGUUGCAUCUCUGGAUGCACUAGUUAUGGUGGGUGAGGUCACUGCAUGUGUGGGAGGUGGGACAAAAGAGGUAUCUGAGGCAUGUUGAGUGGGACUAGGGGCUCCACAGUAAACUAAAACAAUAAUAACUAUCCUAAACAACAGUAUACAAGGCAUAUUGACAUUAGAAAGAGACAUAAAGUGAGGCAUAAAGCAAUCACAGGUGUUGAUUGGGAGAGCUAGCUAAGACAACAACGGGUAAGACAACAACAGCUAAUCAGCUAAGACAACAACAACAGGUAAAAUGGCGAUGAAUGGGCAGAGAGGGUCAGUUAACUACACACAGGGCCUGAGUUUGAGGCUGGGGCCGACAGAUAAACAAAAAUAAAGUUCCGUGAUUAAUGAACAGUCCAGCAGGCAUCAGCUAUGUAGCCAAGUGAUCAUAGGGUCCAGUGAACAGCAAUAGACGAGACAUGGAAGCCGCUGGGUAGUCGUUACUACGCUAGCAAGCGGCAGACACGGCGUUCAAAAAAAUAAACAGUUAGCAGGCCAGGGCUAGUAGAAGCGUCUGCUCCGAUGUCCGUCAAAGAUAGAUUACGUCGGCAGACCGGUUGUGAUGGAACAGCAGGGCUCCGUGUCGACAAAGGGUCCGGGCCAGUUGGCAAAAGAGGUAUUGUAGCUGGAGUAAUUUAGUUUGCUAGCCGGGAGAUGCGCCUGGCUCGCGGCUAACUGGUGCUAGCUUUGGGACAAGAGUGUUAGCGACUAUAGCCACUCGGUAGCAGCUAGCUAGCAGCGAUGAUCCGAUGCAAGAAUUCAGUGGAGUAGUGGAUUCUAGUCGUGUUAGUGAAGAGUCCAGGAGGCAUCAGCUGUAUAGCCAAGUGAUCACUGAGCAGGCCGGGAGGUGGGCCUGGCUCAAAGCUAGCUUCGGAGCUUGGCCACUCGGUGGCAGCUAGCUAGCUGUGAUGAUCAGGGGUAAUGGUCCAGGGCUUACGGGAGGAAUCCGGUGUUAUAGUGGAGAAAACAGUCAUAUACAGGCAGGCUGGCAAGUAUUAUCCAGGCUAAAAGCGUCUGGUGUCUGUGCAAAAGGUAAAGGCUUCUAGCAGUGGCAAACAAUGACUAAAUAGCUAGUAGCUAAUUAGCUGUUUAGCUUCUAAUGGCUAGCUUCUGUUGGAGGUUCUGGCUAUCAGGUCUAAAAAUACCAGAUCCGUUAUCACAUUGGGUGAGGUGGGUUGCUGGAAGGCAUAUUUAAUCUAAAAAUGAAAAAAAAAGACAUUGAAAAUGAAUUGAAAUAUAUACAAAAAAGACAAAAAAGAUGAAAUGUACACGGGAGAACAACAAACAACUUAUGCACAAUUAUUUGAUGACAUACACUGUAUGAAUAUAUUUAGUAUAGUCGUAUCUAAAAAGUACAACUUUUUUUAAAAUGUACUGAGGAGGAUGGUCUUCCCCUUCCUCCACUGGUCAGAAUGAGUGACUGACAAAUCAACCUUUUUUUCCAAAUUUGAAUUUGUUGAUAAAAUGCGGGACAUGAUUGUUUGGUUGCGGGACAAUGGGCCAAAAUGUGGGAUAGUCUCUCACAAUUCAGAACAUCUGGUCACCCUACAUGAGAUAUACAGUAUCUCCAAGCAGGUUAGGUGGUGAAAUAUGACACAUGGGUAAAAUUGCCUGUUACAGUAGCUAGCUACUAAUACCCAGCGCACCACAGAUGGCAGGCUGUAGAGCACCACUUUACCUUCCCUAUCAACAACCCUGUUGUUCUCUGCCUAUGUGAGACUUAGACAAAGGUAGGUGAGAGUCAUCUGGGAGGUGGUAGAGACAGACAAUGUUUGGGCUGUGAUGUGUGAGUGAUGAGGUGGAAUGAGUGAGUAGGCGUUGGAGAGAGGAGAGGUCUAUGAAAAUGCUAUUCCCUACUAAGCACUUUUCUACUUUUGUUUAGAGUUCCUUUAUCACUUUCUCAUUCACUUGCUGUCUAUUGAAGCUAACAUUAUCUUUGUUUGGUUUGUGUCUGAGUGGAGAUAGAAUGCACAUUGACCUGAUCAUAAUAUUUAGUGUCACCUCUAAAGUUUUGAUGAUCUCUCAAUGGCUGCCUCAAAUCAUUUGGCUGUAUGCACAUUUGUUGUUGUGUAUCUGGAUGUUCAUUGACUCUAUACACUAACACAAUGUGACUCCUUUUAAGGGAACCACAAACUCACAUGUUCAGAACAGGAUUUUGGGUUAAACAGCAAAACAUUUUACCUGGAUAAGUCCAGGUAGUCCCUCCCUGUUUGAGUCAGUUUUAUUCCAUUUGGUGCCUAAUGAAUUUUCUGUUCUCCACUUAAUGCCAAUAAUGCACCACUCUGACCAGUGGCGUUAUGUUGGAUGAUAAGAGGCUUCCCACUGGACACAGACAUCAAUUGAACAUCUAUUCCAAGGUUGUCUAACACAAUUUUAUUGAAAUUACUUUUAAUUUUAAAUUAAUUUUAUUGAAACAAUUUUGAUUCAACCAGUGUGUGUUCUGCUUCAAAUAUAAACAUGUAUCUUCUACUAUGGACAAUUGUCAUGAUUAAACAAUGCAUGGGUACAAGUAACUAUACACCAACAUAAAAGGUCUUAAUAGGGUGUUGGGCCAAGGCCAGUAUGUAGGGGAUCUAGUUUCAGGCGUUUCUUCUACGCCUGUUACAUUAGAUUAUGGUGAUGGUGGGGGAAAACUCUGUCUCAGGCGCUGCUCCAAUCUCCCAUAAGUGUUCAACUGGUUGAGAUUUGAUGACUGAAACACACACCAGUGAAGGCUGCUGAAGGGAGGACGACUCAUAAUAAUGUCUGGAACUGCCUGGAAACCAUGUGUUUGAUGUAUUUAUACCUUAAUUGAGCCCGGCCUCCCCAAUUAAGGUGCCACCAACCUCCUGUGACACACAAACACAUUUUGCCACAGAUUUGAAAGCAGAUUUAUGUCAACGCUGUAACUUGGCCACUCAGGAACAUUCACUGUCUACUUGGUAAUCAACAGUUAGAUUUGGCCUUGUGUUGUAGUUUAUUGUCCUGCUGAAAAGUAAUGUCCUCUCUGUGUAAAGCAGACUGAAGCUGAUUUUCCUCUAUGAUUUUGCCAGUGCUUAUCCACAUGGGGAAAAUACAAUAGGAUACUAUGGUCUAAAUACUGUAGUGUUAGUACAUUUAUAGGCUAUAGUAUUCGUGCUUCUACAUCUGCAUUGCUUGCUGUUUGGGGUUUUAGGCUGAGUUUCUGUAUAGCACUUUGUGACAUCGGCUGAUGUAAAAAGUGCUUUAUAAAUACAUUUGAUUGGUUGAUUGAUUGAUUGAUAUUGACUUUAGUAUUUUUGCUGUCUUUACUGUAGUAUUCACUGUAGUUUUUUUUUGCAGACUUGACUAUAGUAUACUGUAGUUUUCACUGUAGUGUUUUUGUUGACCUGCCUGUAGUUUUCCUUAUUAGGGGAGGACAUGCAGGAAAUGUAUAAAGGCACCCCUUGGUCAUGUUCAGGUGAGAGCUUUGUACCUGGAAGGUCCUUUGUGUGUAUAGGCUGUACUGUGUUGGUGCUAUUGGAUUAUUUCUGUGAGCAACCAUUUUGUGUCCAAGCUGUCUUGAAGAAAUGUUUGCGGGUGUGGUCGGUUGUUCUGAAUGGUAUGUGUUGAGUUUGACCAUCAGUGAAUUUAUUCACUUCUGACAAUAUUCAAGAUGUUCAUUAUGUAAAGUCACUGCAAUAAUGUCCUUUUGUUUUCAGUUGGUUUGUUUGGAGAGGCUUUGCUGGUUUGAGGUCCAGGCAUUUUAUUUGCAUCAUCCCUCCGAUAUGGUGACUGUCUAAGUAAAGUCAUUUGUAUUUCUAAAAUAUCUAUUGUUUAUGUAAAUGUGAACAUGGUCAGCCGAAUCUCUGUGAAAGCACUAUUUCAGAAAGCUACCUAGUGGAAGUAACAGAUCUAAGAAAUAAUUGAGUUGUACUCUUGUUAAUGUGUGUUACUUAUCUGCAUCAAACAAGCAAACCUAAUCUUUUAAGCUUUAAUAAACAUUGCUUGUUCUUCA
Molecule: messenger RNA, 18612 nt
Organism: Oncorhynchus nerka (sockeye salmon)
Lineage: Eukaryota; Metazoa; Chordata; Actinopteri; Salmoniformes; Salmonidae
Gene: tmem86a
Product: transmembrane protein 86A
Exons: 3
Coding region: 143-856 (237 amino acids)
Cellular component (GO): membrane
Molecular function (GO): hydrolase activity
Source: RefSeq, a predicted model, not a curated record